AUCUCGACCCUCCCAUCAAAGCAAACGCAUCCUGACCGUACACCCAGUGGGUUCGUCCUAUAACUCGCAACGACAGAAUCAUUUCCCUUUCUCUUUGCCAGUUCGGAAGCGUUGUUAGGGCGCAAGCGAAAAUUUGGGGAUUUUUCUUACCAGUCAAGCUUGUAGUGCCUAAUUGCAAUGCACGUAUAGUUAUAUGGUCAAAUUUUAGCAGUAGUCAUUUUUGAUCAAAUUUGGGUUUUAAUCUGAAUAUGGAUUAUCACUUUUCGCCUAAAGAUAAGGGAAAUGAUCACUGGGCUUCUGCCAGAGCUCAGGUUGAGAAUUUGGCAUCGUUUGACGAUGGAACAAGGAACCCGAUCUCAGAGGAUAUGUUUAAUAACAUUUCUGAGCUCAUGAACUUUGACACUUAUGCUGGAUGGUGCAGCCCAGCAGCAACGGACCAGAUUGCAGCCUCUUUGGGGAUGCCAUCAUGUCCAUCAGUGACCUAUACACCCUUGGAUGCCUUGAAUCUCGUAGAACAUAAUGGUGAGCAAUUGCUAGUUACGAGUGGUGCUGGAACUUUCAAUGUUGGGGGAAGUUUCAAUUGUGGAGACAAAAUUGUGUUUGAGCACAUGGGAACCCCCCAAUAUGGUGUUUCAACAGAUUCCAAUGAUGCUAAUGACUCAAUUGUUAAGCUAAAUAAUGGGUCUUUUCAACAGAAUAAUGUCAUGGGCAUGGAAGACUAUAUGAUCUAUAGGCCACCUGGAUUGUCACUCAAUGAGAAGAUGCUUAAGGCAUUGUCGAUGUUUAAAGAGACCUCUGGUGGGGGUAUUUUAGCACAAUUAUGGGUUCCCAUGAAGCAUGGUGAUCAAUACUUAUUAAGCACUUGUGAGCAACCCUAUUUGCUUGACCAUAUUCUUACAGGGUAUCGUGAAGUCUCAAGGAUGUUUACGUUCUCUGCAGAAGAAAAACAGGGUUCUAUCUUGGGUCUUCCUGGCCGUGUAUUUGUCUCCAAAACUCCAGAGUGGACUUCAAAUGUUAGUUUUUACAAUAAGACUGAGUACCUGCGGGUGGAUCAUGCAGCUAAUCAUCAGGUUCGUGGAUCAAUUGCCUUACCGAUUUUUGAUUUUGACCUGGAAAGUUCAUGUUGCGCUGUAUUGGAACUUGUCAGUACAAAAGAGAAACCCAAUUUCGAUACGGAGAUGGAAAUAGUUUGCAGUGCACUUCAGGCCGUUAAUUUGAAGACCAAUGCGCCUCUCCGACUUCUUCCCCAGUGCCUCUCAAAGAACCAAAGAGCUGCUUUAACUGAAAUAAAUGAUGUCUUGCGUGCUAUAUGCCAUGCACAUUUAUUGCCAUUGGCUAUGACCUGGAUUCCUUGUUGCUACUCUGAGGGAGAUGGUGAUGGAAUUAAAAGAGUACGUGUUAAAGGGGGUUUUACAAAUUCAGAUGAGAAAUGUAUACUUUGCAUUGAGGAAACUGCUUGUUAUGUAAAUGAUAGAAGAAUGCAAGGCUUUGUGCAUGCAUGUGCGGAACAUCAUCUUGAGGAAGGGGAGGGAAUUGCUGGUAAAGCACUGCAAUCAAAUCAUCCAUUCUUCAUUAAUGAUGUUAAAGCGUAUAAUAUAUAUGAAUAUCCACUUGUUCAUCAUGCACGCAAGUAUGGUUUGAACGCCGCAGUUGCAAUUAGGCUAAGGAGCACCUACACCGGUGAUGAUGACUAUAUAUUGGAGUUUUUUCUCCCUGUCAAUGUGAAGGGGAGUACAGAACAACAACUUCUGUUAAACAACCUCUCAGGUACCAUGCAGAGAAUUUGUAAGAGUUUAAGGACAGUUUCAGAUGCAGAAUUAGUUGGGUUAGGAGGCGCCAACACUGGGUUUCAGAAGGAGACAAGCCCUAAUAUCCCAGAAAGAAAUUUUCAGACAACACUGUCAGAUAAUGAAAUGAAUUCAGCUGAAAAUGUCACCUUUAAUGUUUUAAAUCAAAGAAAUAGGGGAAUCGAAAGAGUUAAUCCUCCUAAACAGGCACCGAGUGGGUCAAUAAGGCAGGCGGAGAAAAAGCGAAGUACAGCGGAGAAAAAUGUAAGCUUGAGUGUUUUACAGCAGUACUUCUCUGGGAGUCUCAAGGAUGCUGCAAAAAGUAUAGGAGUUUGUCCCACUACGCUAAAAAGGAUCUGCAGACAACAUGGGAUCUCAAGAUGGCCAUCUCGUAAAAUAAAUAAGGUGAACCGUUCAUUGCGGAAAAUACAGACGGUGCUUGAUUCUGUUCAGGGGGUGGAGGGAGGAUUGAAGUAUGACCCAACUACUGGGGGGUUUGUGGCAACAGGAUCCAUCAUCCAAGAAGUUGAUGCACCAAAAAAUCUUUUAUUUCCUGAGAAGAACCUGCUUAUUGAGAACUCUGAGUCAGUUGCCCAACAUCCCAUUUCAAUGCCUUCAAUGUCCUACAAUAAUGGUGAGAGUUUGACAGUUAAAUUGGAAGAGGAUGGGAAUUGUGUUCCAACUUCUCAUGAGAAAGAGGUAAAGACACAGAGCAUCCCUUUCAUGCCUCAAGGGGACUCUAAGCCGAUUGCAAUGGAUUUUGGAUCAUGCGAUCCUACUAACCAUGGGAUCACACCUGAUUUGAAGGGCUCUUAUCUUGCAAAAGAAGUUAAUAAAUGGGGUCACAUCCAAAACAGUCUAAGGUUAGACAAUUCUGACUGCCACUUUGUGUCUCAGAACUCAAGCUUCUUGGUUCCUGCUGAUGAGAUGGACAUUGGAGUACAUGGAGAUGAUGGGAUUGUUGAAUAUAACCAACAUAGUUCUUCGAGCUUGACGGAUUCAUCGAAUGACUUUGGUUCAACAAUGCAGGGAUACUCAUCAAGCACUCAGAGCUUUGAGGAGCAAAAGCACCCACAAGUCGAGACAAGCACUGCAGAGAAUGGGUCAAAAAUAAUCGUGAAAGCUACUUAUAAAGAGGAUACAAUCAGGUUCAAGUUUGAGCCUUCUCUUGGGUGCCUUCAACUGUAUGAAGAGGUUGCAAAGAGGUUGAAGUUGCAAAAUGGGACAUUCCAACUCAAGUAUUUGGAUGAUGAAGAGGAAUGGGUGAUGUUAGUCAGCGAUGCAGAUUUGCAGGAGUGUCUUGAGAUACUGGAUGACAUCGGAAAGCGUUGUGCUAAGUUCAUGGUCCGUGAUAUACCUUCUGGCGUGGGUAGUUCUGGAAGUAGCAACUUUCUGGGGUAAAUUUUGUGUUUGCUUUUAUAGUAUACUUGAUGGUGAGAGGGGACGUUGAUGAGAUGGUCACCAAUUCAGACGUCAUUGCUCCUUUCUAAUAUUAGCAGGUUGGCUAUUAUAAUAGUUCCGAAUUAAGCAAAGAGAAAAUAUGGCCUAUAUGAUCCAUGUUACAAUAAGCUCUGUAUAUGUUAGAAUGGAUGUAGUCAUAGAAAGGUUAGAGGGGUAUUAAUCUGCAAUGCUUAAUCCCAGUUUGUACAGAUCGUAUAUAAUAUAUAUAUAUAUAUAUAUAUAUAUAUAUAUGAACUUGAAGAGAUAAAAUUUCCACGACGUGAAACACUUUUAUCUUUCAAAUCAUUUUUGUUCUAAGGGAAAAGUAUUUUAGGCCACAUUAUGCUCGCCAAAUAUAGUUCACUUCUAUCACCGCCACUGGUGGAGUUCAUGAUGCACCUGCUUUGAAGCUUGCUGAUGUUGGGAUUGCAAUGGGGCAUUUCUCUGGAACUGAGGAUUGGGAUGUACGCUGGACUGGCAACUGUCGGCAUAUUCGUUAUUUGGCAUACACAUGGUUUUUCUCCAGUCUUAAUCUCAGUGGGGAUGGCUCCCCCUGUGUCACAUAAUCCCAGCUCACGAAUUGGGGAUAGUUUCAGAUUUUCUCCUUUGAUGAUAACCCCUGUGAUGAUUUCCAUGGUGUCCCUCUUCGUGUUGAUCCCCAUCAAAAUGUUCAACUCUCUCGGACCCUCACGCUUUCUGAGGACGGAAGUUUUGUGCCAAUGCCCCAUGGAUAAACUCCUGGUUCCUCACAGUCAUGUCUGUUUCAUUUCCUCACAGUCAUGUCUGUUUCAUUUGUUCAUUUGGCCCGCACUUCUUGAUCCUCCAUGCGCUGUUCUUUGUUCAAGUAUCCCGUGUUGUGCCCCUGAGCUAGAACGAGCGGUGGCUUUGGCAGUUGCAUUUCCGGUAAUUCUCGUUAUCAUGAUCCUGAAGUUUGUGCAGAGAUGGACAACCAGGUUUCAACUUUUGCAUAAGCAGAGCCCCUGAUCCAAAUAUCUUUGCUAGGUUUUAUUUAUUUUGUUUCUGUGUUCAGUAAACAUUUUUGUGGUUGUGAAAACUGGUUUAACUUUCCCCUUCAUAUCCGUAAAAGUCUGGUCUACCAGGCUAACAUGUGCAAAGUUCUGUAACGUGGUAGAUACAGUGGAAUUUUCUUCCCAGGCUCAUAAGCACAUUGUGUAAGAAUCGUCGUUCACUAGAAACGCGUUGAAAGUUUAAUUAAAUAAAGGUGCUCUUUUGAA
Molecule: messenger RNA, 4462 nt
Organism: Pyrus x bretschneideri (Chinese white pear)
Lineage: Eukaryota; Viridiplantae; Streptophyta; Magnoliopsida; Rosales; Rosaceae
Product: protein NLP9
Exons: 7
Coding region: 249-3188 (979 amino acids)
Molecular function (GO): protein binding; DNA-binding transcription factor activity
Source: RefSeq, a predicted model, not a curated record